Messenger RNA from Adineta ricciae, 1614 nucleotides. Lineage: Eukaryota; Metazoa; Rotifera; Eurotatoria; Adinetida; Adinetidae. The record is from the annotation of a GenBank genome assembly.
AUGCCCAAACGGAAAUCGACUAUGCCAACUGUUGAUAAACGUGAAAAGAAAGUCAGUGAAUCCGAUCAUAAUCAGACAAGCGAAAAAGACGAUAAUGCCGAAGAGAAACAAAAGGAUGAAUUAGCGAACAAAGUAGCCAAAACUAAAACAAAUACGACCGUUAUCGAUUAUUUUAGUAUUAAACCUCUGAUAAAAGCGAUUGAUCAUGUACGAACGGGCAUUUGUACGAGUGUCGAGGAUUUUCAUUUCAACAAGACACGCGUGCGGCCAAUGAACAAUGUCAAUCACAUUCCGAAAGAUUCGCAAACGAUACUCUAUUGGAUGUCCCGUGACCAGCGUGUUCAAGAUAAUUGGGCAAUGCUCUACGCUCAACGUCUAGCGCUUAAACAACAUCUUCCAUUACACGUUGCUUUUUGUUUAGUACCAACAUUUCUAGCAGCGCCCUUACGUGCUUAUCGUUUUAUGUUGAAAGGUUUACGAGAAGUCGAACAAGAAUGUCAACAAUUGAAUAUCAUAUUUCAUCUAUUGACUGGACAAGCCGAAAAGGUUUUACCGAAAUUUGUUGAAAAGUAUCAAGUCGGUACGAUUAUUACUGAUUUUUCACCUCUACGUGUGCCACGACAAUGGGUAGAAAAUGUAGCGAAAAAAAUCACCACUAUUCCUAUCGUUCAAGUUGAUGCACACAACGUUGUUCCAUGUUGGUAUGCUUCAACUAAACUCGAGUAUGGCGCACGUACGAUACGAAAUAAACUUCAUAAAAAUAUGGACGAAUUCUUUACUGAGUAUCCACCUGUGAUUAAGCACCCGCACACUUCACCUGCACAUCAUCAAGUUAAGCCAACAGACUGGCAAGCAGCUGAUGAUAGCUUACAAGUUGAUCGAACUGUUGACGAAGUCGCUUGGGCUGUGCCUGGUUACACCGGUGGAAUCGAACAAUUAGAGUCGUUCGUCAAUGAACGAGUUUGCAAUUUUGCUCUCGGACGCAAUGAUCCAAACAAAGGUGCAAUAUCGAAUCUCUCGCCCUGGAUACACUAUGGACAAAUAAGUCCUCAGCGUGCAUUACUUGUCAUUGCAAAAUUGCGUCCAAAAUUCAAAGAAGCUUGUGAUUCAUUCAUUGAAGAAGCAUUCGUACGACGAGAAUUGGGUGAUAACUACUGUUACUAUCAAGAGAAUUACGAUAAUAUCAAUGGCGCAUGGGACUGGGCGAAGAAAACCCUCAACGAUCAUCGCAACGAUAAACGCACUCACGUCUACAGUCGUGACGAUCUAGAAUAUGCUCGAACUUACGAUAAACUAUGGAAUGCGUCUCAAAUCCAAAUGAUCAAAGAAGGUAAAAUGCACGGAUUCGUUCGAAUGUAUUGGGCGAAGAAGAUUCUCGAAUGGACUAACUCGCCCGAAGAAGCAAUCGAAAUUGCUAUAUAUUUAAAUGAUAAAUAUAAUCUCGAUGGGCGUGAUCCAAAUGGUUAUGUUGGCGUUAUGUGGAGCAUUUGUGGAAUUCACGAUCAAGGAUGGAGAGAAAGACCAGUUUUUGGUAAAAUUCGUUACAUGAAUUAUGAUGGAUGCAAGCGAAAAUUCGAUGUUGCAAAAUAUGAAAACAAAUAUUCAAGUUUAUAG